UUAUUUUUAUCUGGCAAUCCAGCUGUCAAAAAUGGAGGUCAACAUCAAUCGCGAGGUUGAAGAUACCUUUUACAGGUACAAAAUGCCCAAGUUAGCCGCUAAAGUAGAGGGCAAGGGCAACGGAAUUAAAACUGUCAUCGUUAACGUGAUUGAUAUCGCCAAGGCAUUAUAUCGCAAGCCCAUCUAUGUCACUAAGUAUUUCGGAUGUGAACUCGGUGCUCAGGUGCAUGUUGAUGAAAAGAACGAAAGGUACAUAGUGAACGGUGCUCACGAGGCUUCUAAACUCCAGGAGCUGCUCGAUGGCUUCAUAAAGAAAUUUGUUCUCUGUCAGAGCUGCGGUAACCCAGAAACUACCUUGAGGGUAAAAAGAAAUGCAGGUGUUGUCACAAGUGCUUGCAAAGCUUGUGGAUCGCAAGGCCAACUGGACGUCGGUCAUCGUCUCACUCAGUUUAUCGUGAAAAACCCCCCAGAUGUCGAUAACACAACUAGUACCAAGAGCAAAGGAAAAAAGAGCAAGAAAAAUGGUGGAGAUCAAGAUUCUGGCGAAGAUAUGAAUUGCGAAGAUGGUGGUCAGCCUAGUCCCAACUUUGCCGACUUCAGGGCCGAUGAAGAUGAUUGGGGCGAGGAUACAACUCUAGAGGCACAGCUAAGACGUAUUAAUGAACUUUCCGCAAUGGCAAAGUCCCUUGCCCUUAGUAUCGACGUAGAAAAGAGUGAAACUGAACGUGCGGAUAUUUUUUUCAAACAUCUUGAACGAUUACUUAAGCAGGGCCUCGUGGUCGAUAGAAGGAAAGAAAUUAAACAGGAGGCCGACAGACUUGAUCUAGGUCCGCGUGUCACUUUGGUUCUCGCAGAAGUUUUGCUAAACGAUCCAAAUAAGAUUCUGGAUGAUGUGAAGGCGUAUCGAACAGUGUUUAUGCAGUUUACGAGGUCUGGAGAAUACCACAAAAAAGCGCAACAGUAUCUUCUCGGGGCUAUGACUAGCAUAAUAGGGAAAUUUAGUUCAAGCAAUUUGGUCAGUCGCUCGUGUCAUAUCCUCAAGACUCUCUACGAUUGUGAUAUCGUAGAGGAAGAAACCAUAAUCGCCUGGUACGACAAAGGGCCUUCAAAGAAAUAUGUUUCAAAGGAAUUAAGCUCUAAGAUUCUUAGUAUUUGUUCACCCAUGAUAAAAUGGCUCAAAGAAGCAGAAGAAGAGGAUUCUGAUUCGGCGAGUGAAGAUUCGUUUGAUGAUACUAAAGCUAUUCCUGAUGCACAAAGGGACACCAGGGAGUUGAAUGGAAGCAGUCAGAAAGAAGACGAUGAUGACAUCGAUAUCGACGCUAUUUAA
Molecule: messenger RNA, 1327 nt
Organism: Protopolystoma xenopodis
Lineage: Eukaryota; Metazoa; Platyhelminthes; Monogenea; Polystomatidea; Polystomatidae
Source: the annotation of a GenBank genome assembly